UAUUAUGUCUCUUUUCAGACUGACUACAGCCGGCAUUUGGAUGAAGCGACUAGAGAAACUGAACAAAUAUCAUUUGAGGUAAUUCAGCAUUAUCUAGUGGAAGGCAAAAUUGAAAACGUUCUAAGGCUUAUGCAACACUGGGAAGCUUAUCGACAAAUUUCAGGUACGACCAAUCAAUCAAUGGACGAAGAAAUUAAAUUGUUUUUAAAAAAGAUAACAAAGCUGGAAGAUAUUUUGAAACUGCUUGAUAAUCAGCAUACUCAAGCAGUUGUACAAAAAGUGGAAAGAAGGCUACAAAAUAUUUAUAAAUGUAUUAAAAACGAUGCUUCACUUAACGCCGGUGGAAAAUUUGAAUGGGUUGAUUCGGUUCUCAUCAAGUGUCUUCAAGAUGGUUCCUGGUUACUCGUCGAUAACGUCAACCUCUGUAGUUCAGCCGUUCUCGAUCGUUUGAAUGCCCUUUUAGAACCCAAUGGGGUCCUCACAAUUUCAGAAAGGGGAGUCGAUUCGGUAGGAAAUAUGACUGAAAUUAAACCACACAAAGAUUUCAGAUUAUUUUUAACUAUGGACCCUAAAAACGGUGAAAUAUCAAGGGCAAUGAGAAAUAGAGGAAUAGAAAUAUAUCUGCUAAACGAAAACGAACAUCAAACCAAUAACAUCUUUGACAGAACCAGUUUAGUCAGCUUGGAAGGUUUAUCUAGUCCAUAUGCCGAAAUAUCUAUCAAAAUACACGAUAUGAUAUCUGAUCUUUUAAUCGGAGAAAAACCGAGUAUCAACGAACUCAUACAACUAAGCACUCUAUUAUCGCAACAAUUUAAAUAUGAAGUUAACAAAACAGAAACGUUCGUUAAAACAAUUAUGGAAAUUUAUUACAAAACUAGAUCUGCAAACCAAUUCGACUGCCCGAAUUUUCAUAGUUUAAUACACGAAAAAAUAACCGAAUACAUUGGUGAAGAAGUUGGUAAAAAUUCAGAUUAUUUUAACGAAAAUCUUACUUUAAAGACUCAAAAUAUUUCAAAAAAUGCCUCUAUUGAAAAAAUUAAACAACAAUCUGUGAUUCUAUUUAAUUAUAUUGAAACGCGUGUUCGAAGCAUACAGGAUAUCAAUCUUGAAUUAUGUUAUAUGCUGGCGAAUUUCUAUUCAAUAACGUCAGUAGAAGAUUUAAAUUUAAGACACAUUUUUAUUAUAGAAAAAAUCAAGUCUACUUCCGAUGAAAAACUGAACCAAAAAAUUAAAGAUGUUUUAUUAAUCAUCAUCAAUUACUUGAACCAGUAUAUCGAAAAAGCUCAAACUGAUAAUAUGUAUCUACCUCUAGAUAAAAACUGGAUUUCAGACCGUUUAUUAGAUGAUAAAAUCAGUAAUUGGGUUAAUCUGGGACUUUAUUUAUCCGUACAUCGUCUUUUGGGUAACAUUAAGUUGCAUCUUAAUUCUGGCGGCAAUGUUACCCUUGGUGGUGGUGAUCUACACUUCAACCCACCAAGGGGAAAGAAAAUAACGUUAAUGGAAUACGCCAUUUUAAUCGAUCAAAACAAAGUGGAAGACAAAUUUAAUAAUAUCGUAAUAAAAAAUUAUGCGAAAUUGCAUAAUAACUUCGAGUCGUAUUUGUUUGAAAUUUUAUCUAAAAUGAAUAGAAUAUCUGAUGACGAUAUGAUUAAUCUGUUACAAAUGGUUUUUUGGAGAUACAAGUUGUUCGAAUGCUUUACUUUAGACUUCAAAAAUUCUACCAACGAGCUGGAAUUAAGAAAUACUAUAACCAACUUACCGGUUCAUUAUAAAUGGUUUUACAAAUUUGCUGUUAGACAAGUCAGCACAAUUACAGAAAUACCCGUACCUGAAGAAUUCGAAGAAAUUUUAACCAUCAUCAACUCAAAACUAGACAAGCAGUUUUCUACCAUUCACAAAUUGGGUAAAAACUAUCAGAAAUGCAGCAAACGGCCGCCACCUUUUACCACGAAAGAUCAAUUGGAAAUCGUCAAAGGUUUUAACGAUAUAUCUAAAUUGUAUGACACGACGCUCAAAGGAAACGAUGCCAUCAACAUAUUUAACGUCGUUAAUGGAAAUAAAGAAUUUCGAGCUGCUUUAAUAGAAAUGAAGUCCGAAUUGAACGAAGAUUGCUCGGAUCUAUCAAGAAAAUUCGAGCUAAUAACGAAAAUUAAAGAAUCUGUGGAAAGAGACGUAAAAAAGGUUCUAACGAAGUUUGAAUUAGAAUUACUAACAAUUCUGGAUAUCUUCGUGCAUCUUGAAUUGAAAAAUAGUAUUUCUACGGACAACUGUACCUCACUUGCAAAUAACAUUUUGAUUCCUACUGACUUAAGCGGCGCUUUAUUAGCAUACAAUAAUACCAAAAAUGAAUUACUGCUUCAUGAAAUUUACAAAUCUUACUAUAUGUAUUUGAUGAACUCUCCAUCGGCGAGACCAAGUCCGUUCUUAGGUUUGGAAAAAGUCGUAGAAUUGAGCGAAUUCAGUCCGAAAUUGACUUACCUGAUAACUACCUUGUUGAUCGAAGCCAAGGAAUCGGAAAAUUUACGAAUAAUGACUUUGGGUAAUUUUAGAGGCUUGUCCAAGCAACACGAGUCGUUAAAUUUGAUUCUUUGGAGGAAUUUGUAUCAGUUAUCCGAUGAAGAAUAUUCUUUUGUAUAUGUCGAACAACGAAAUUUCGCUAUUGUAUAUGAGAAAUUCCUCUCAGAGUUGGCGAAUUCAUUAAAAAUAAAUACCAAUUCGUACGAAUCCCAUGAAAAAGUAACAGAAAAAAUAGUGACAAGCUUGGAGGACAUACAAUGGUCACCUACUUACGUUGAUCCAGCACGUGCACUACCACAGCUGAUAGAUACUCUACUCGAAUGUGCACAAUUGUAUACCGAACUGAAAUCUAUCGACGAAAUUGACCUGGCUAUUAAUUAUAUUUCUCAAUUAUACCGCGCUGUAGCCAAUCUCAAAGCUACAUUUCACUCUAAACUUUCGAUUAUUGAUCCUCUGGCUAAAAAGACCAUUAAAAGAAGGUACUGUUGCGAUGCUCAAGAUAUGUUUAAGAUAAUGAAGAUCUCUUACGAGAACCUAAACCAAAUUUACGGUUAUGACGAGAAGACUAGACAUAUGUAUUGUGUUCCCAUAGAGAAGAUGAUUUCUAAAUUAGAAGAAAAACAUCUGGAACUUAGUAAAUAUGUAGCUUAUAGGCCACAAGAUGUGUUGUAUGAAACGGUUUGCGAGGUUGUUAAUCAUGCUUUUUCAUCCAUUAUGGGUGAACAUUUUCUGCCAGAUAUUCACGAAUAUAAAGAAAAUCGUUUGGAACAACAAAGAAAUAAAGUUGCUAGCUACGAAAACCUCAUCCAUGAAAUGAGCCAAUUCAGAAACAGUUAUCCAGAUAUUGUUGAACCAUUAUUGAGCAGUAUUGCUGAAUAUUUGUAUGGAUUUAAAUUGCAUUUGUCAUAUCUAACUAUGGUAGAGAAAAAAUUAAGUGAUAGUGAAAUUAAAAUUAUCUAUGCUUUGAUUAGUUUCCCAAUUCUUAAUACUAUUUGCCAAAAUUAUCGGGAACAUGUUAAUUUGUUGAGCAGCAGUGACGUAAAGAAAUUUGUUAACCAGGUUUUGGACAAUUCUGAACAGCCUUUUAUUAAAGAUCAAGAGAAUUUCAGGAUGCUAAAAACCGCCAUUCAAGAAAGUUUUAAUAAUGCUGUUGUAAACUCUCAGAUAAACGAUAUUUUACACACAUCAGAUUUUGAGAUAUUUAAUAGUCUCAUCAAUCAAUUUGUCUUUUCUUAUAAUAAACAACAAGAACAAAAAGAAAAACAGAAGGAAGAAGCUGAUAGUUUAUAUAAAAUAAAGACAAAAUGCGAUGAAAAAUCGGAAGAAGAACAGAUUAAAGAGGACAUGCAAAAAUUGUUUCCGAAUUACCACACGAUAGAUUUCGCUGACUUCCAACAUACUCUGGAAACAGACGAUUCAAUCGAAAAAGAAGUCGAAAUUAAUUAUGAAGAAGUAAUUACCAACAAAGAUCUGGAAGAUAUUAUAGUUCUUCAUACUGUUUUGCUUAAAAAUUUCACAAAAUGCGAAUGGUUAAAUCCGGUAAAAAAUAAAUCAAUCGCUCCCGAUUUUAUUCGGCCACUGAUGGACAAAUUUGAAACGUUUUCGAAGAUUUUAAAUAAAACGGUCGAUGCAUUUACCUACAAAAUCGAUGAAGAAGCGAUUAAUGGUUUAAAUAUAUUAUUGGCUGUAAAGAAAAAAUAUGGAAACGUAGAUUAUUUGAGUGAACAUAUAUCAUCUGGAAAAAAAUCUAACGACUUCUAUAAGGAUUCUAACGUAGAAGAAGUUAAAUCAUGCUGGCACAUUUUGGAAGAAUUAAAAAUCAAAAUUAACGAGCUUCUGGAUGAGUGGCCUGAACAACCAACGUUGAAAACUAUUAUUACGGUUAUUGACAGAAUAUAUGAUUUUGACAUAACGAGUCCUAUUACGAGGUUUUUGACUGGUUUUGAGGUUCUACUCAACAAAUGUCACGAAUGGGAAGAGGUGGCCCAUUCCGGUAAUAGUUUGAGUCAGCAUCAUCAAAAUAUCACCAAUCAAAUUAUACAUUGGAGAAAAUUGGAACUAUCAAUGUGGAAGGAAUUGUUAAAUAGAGUUCAUGACAGAUUAAAUGGAUCUUUAUCAAAAUGGUGGCUGUACUUAUAUAACAUAAUGCACCAAUUUAUAUACCAGAAACAAUUUGGUGAAAAGGAAUUGAUUGAAACCUUACAAUCGUUUAUCACCAAAUCUAAUCUAGCCGAAUACCAAGGAAGGUUGGAUCUGCUUUAUGUAUUCCACUGUCACGCCAUUAUUUUAGGCAGAAAUGAAGAUUGCGAAGCUUUUAUAACUAUACUGUGGAAUGUAUACAUCUAUUUUCAACAGUUCGUCGAGAAUGUAAAUAGAAAAAUUAAGGAUCUGAGAUUGCCCAUAGAAAAGAAACUAAAGGACUAUGUCAAAAUAGUGAGAUGGAAGGACAUCAACUAUUGGGCGAUAAAAGAUACCGUUGAAAAAUCACACAAAACAUUGCACAAGUUUAUGAGAGAGUAUCAAGAUGCUUUGGAUCAGCCCGUUUUGCCGUGUCUACAUAAUACCGGUGACCUUGGAAGUAGUAGUGAUGUCGGUAUAUGGGACAAACCACAGAAAGAAAACAAAAUUGUGUAUUAUAUAGACGAAUCAAUAGAGCAUCAAAAUUAUCUGUAUGAUACUAAUUUAAUACAGAAUAUUGAAGGGCAAUUACCCAAAGACAAAUUAACGAGGUCGUUGAGCAAGGGUCUUCUUGAAGUAAGAAACACAUUUAAAGAUAUAAUGGCGUCUUCGCCGUAUCACAAUAAAGUUAAAGAAUUAGAUUCUUUCAUAAGCGAUGUCAUUGAAACAAGCACACAUUUGCAAAAAUUGGAGGUUGAUACAACUCUAACAAAAGAAAAACAAAAAUCUCAAGCCAAAAAUAUCUUGCAACAAAAGCACAGAGCGUUAGCGGAUUUGUUCAAAGCUCUGUCUAAGAUGGGAUUGUCUUAUAAAACUGGUUUAGUUGAAAGCAAAAUGAAAGAUCCCACUUCUGAUUUUCUAUUGAAGCCGAUCGACUUAAAUGCUAAUUUUAGUCACCAAAAUUAUGGAUUUGAAGAAAAUAAAAUAAAAAUGAUAUGGGAAUCUUCAGAAAAAUACUAUGUGAAAUCUUUAAUGCGACUCGACGUCUUAGAUACUGCCUUACAGAAUCCGGCAAAGGACCUUGGCAUGCACAAUGUGGAAAGAUGUAAAGGUUUCGGUAUACAUUUAUUGACUCUGGUUCAGAAACAAAAAUCCGAUCUGAUAUCUGCUAGCAGAGCUUAUUAUAAAUUGAGAACGUACCAAAAUCAUUUAAAGUUAUUCAACAACGGUUUAGAAUUCUUACCUAUACGCAUAGUCAAUGGCACCUUAGAGUUACUAUCAAAAUUGACGAUCUCCUUAGAUCAGUUUCAAAUAAUUUUGAACACAUGCCCCGAAGAUGAAACUUUAAACUGCGAAACUUUGGACAUUCCAGUACUCAAAUCUAACGUAGUAAACAGAAUAAUUUUCAAAAACGACGAAAUUUGGCUGAGAGCGACCAGUAUAUUAAAUAAAAUUAAAACUGUAACCAAUAAAAUUAACUUGCAACUCACUAAAUCCAAAGCUGAAGUGCCAUUUUUGAAAUAUUCAGUAAUUACUGAAAGAUUUGUACCUGUAGCCGACUUAAAUAAAUUAAAAGUUGAUCUUCAAGAUUUGAUAGAGAAUAUCAGUUCUAUCAAAAAUAUACUUGGUGGUAUUGCAUUAACUAAUAGUCUCACUUUGCUACAGAUUGAAAUUUCAGUCAAACUAAUAAUUUUAAGAGAAGCAAAAGCGUUCGAGACAUCAACUAAUGUUGAUUAUGAUUGGAAACAGGAUGUCAAAAAGUUCUUAGAAAAUGUUACAACCAUAAUAAAAAAAUUGAAAAAAGAACCUUCAGCGGUUCCUAAGCCUGAUGAAGCUGAAGUAACAGAAGGAAUUGUAGAUGGUCAUAUUAAAAAAUAUUUAAUAGAAAACAUUUCAAACGAUUUAAGCUUUUUAAAUUUCGAUUCUGUUCUUAAAGUAAUCGAAAACAUUGUUGGUUUUUUAUUAAAAAGUUCACCAAAAGAAACGAAAGGAAGAAAAAUAUUGGUUAACGAAUUCUUGAGUCUUUUGGAUCAAUUGGCUCUAAUUUAUAGAUACUAUGUUACACAACUGGUGUGUGGUUACAGAUCCACUUCAAAAAUUUGUUCUAUUGUGGUAAACAUCUUCAUAGAAUUAGCAUCAAAAGGUUUCUGUAUACCACCGGAAUUUUCCGAUGAAUUUGACAAGGAGGGUAUUAGUAAACCAUCCGAUGGUAUGGGAUUGGGAGAAGGCGAAGGAGAAAGAGAUGUAUCAGAUAAAAUCGAAUCAGAAGAUCAACUCGAUGAUGCCCAACCAGGUGGACAAGAAAAGGGAGAAGACGACGAUAAAGAUUGUAAAGAAGAAGAAAAGGGAAUAGAGAUGAGUGAAGAUUUCGAUGGCAAACUUCAAGAUAAAGAGAAAAAAGAGGACGAUGACAGCGAUAGCGAUUCUGGAGAUUCAGAUGCAGAAGAACAAAUGGGUGACACUGAGAAAGGAGCAGAACAAUCUAAUAAAGAAACAUUUGGAGACGAUAAAGACGAACAGGAAGAAGGAGAAGAAGAAGGAGGCACUGACGACAAGGAAGAAAAGGGCGAUAAAGGUGAAAAAGAAGGCGAAGAUCAAUUGGGAGCAAAAGAAGGUCAAACCUCAAAAGAAGAAGAAAACGAAAAUAAAGAAUCAUCCAAAGAGAAGGAAAAUGAUAAAAAGGAAAUAAACGAAAUGGAAGAACCUGAAUACGAUGACAACCAAAUCGAUCCUCAUCAUGGUAAUCAACCAGAAUUACCAGAGCCCGAACCCAUGGAUCUACCAGAUGAUAUGCAACUUGAUGAAGGCGAUCAACACGAAGAAGAAAACCAAAAUAACGAAGAAAAUCCCUUCGAUAUCGAUACAAUGAAAUCAGAAAACGUCCCUGACGAAAAAGAUGAUACUAAAGAUAAUGAGAAUGAUGAUGAAUCGAGAGAUGAUAAGAAAGAUUUUAGUAGCGACGACGAAGACAUUGAGAAACGUGAUGAUCAAGAAGGAGAAGAUAAAGAAGAAAACAUUGGAGAUGAAAAACAGGCAGAUAAAUCGCAAGAUUCUUCCGAACCUGAAGAAGACACUGAUGCUAAAAACGUUGACGAUUCAGGUUUAGAUCAAACUCAAAGUCACCAAGAGAAUAUCGAAGCAAUGGAAGUCGACGAUGCAGAGGCAGCAGAUAAAGCACAAGCUAGUAAAUCUGAAAACCAAAAAUCCAAUCAAACAAUUGACGAACUUCAACAGGAAGACAGGCCAGAUCAAGAAGGUGUUGGACAAUCCCAAAUGGAAGAAAAUAGUUCUGGUCAUACGGCGCAAACUUCGGCUCAACAAGAAAUUAAAACCACCAAAGACAACAUUAAAGAGGAUCAGAAAAGAAAACAAAGACCCGGUGAAUCUGAUUCAAAGAGAAGUUUAGGUGAUACAAACCAACCGGUUAAGAAAAAAUUGAAGACUGUCGAUUCUAAAAAUAACGAUCAGAAAGAAAAUGAUAAGGAUGAAAGUAUGGAAGACAAUGCUGAGAUGUAUCAGCAUAUUAAGGACGCGGAUGAAAUUAAAACUCAGAUCUUGGAUGUUGCUACAAAAGAACAAGCGGAGAGUCAAAAGAAGGAAACCCAACACGAAGAAGGUAAAGAUGAGGAAACUAUGGAGUCAUCUAAAGAAUUAUCACCAGACGAAGAUCCACAAAUACAAGAAGCUGAUGAAUCCGUACCCGUUAAUCCUGAAAAAACUGCCGACUCCAAAGAUAGAAAACAUAGAAAAGAUCAGCAUCCUGAUGGAGACGUUCUGGAAGAACUCCAAGACAUCCAAAUUGAUGGAGACGCUAUAGAAACCCAUACAGUACCACGCGAUACACAAUCUACACACCACACACAAUAUUCAAAUAUUCUAGAGAAUACCGCUACAAGAUUAACAGUAGAAGAAAUAAAUAACUUAAGAGUAGAUGUCGAAAAACAACUAUCAGGAUGGAAUGAACCUCCUAAUACGUUAGAAGCUGAUCAAGCUUGGCAAAAGAUUUCAUCAGUCACGUCUUCCUUAGCUCAAGACCUGUCAGAACAAUUACGGUUAGUUUUAGAGCCUACCCAAGCCACCAGACUGAAAGGAGAUUUCAGAACAGGCAAAAGAAUAAAUAUGAGGAAAGUCAUAUCGUACAUAGCUUCUCAAUUCCGUAAAGAUAAAAUCUGGCUGAGAAGGACCAAGCCUUCCAAGAGGGAAUACCAAAUAGUUCUUGCAAUUGAUGAUUCUUCCAGCAUGGCUGAUAAUCACUCAAAAGAACUGGCUUUCGAAAGUGUAGCUCUUAUUUCAAAAGCACUUACGCUUCUAGAAACUGGUCAACUCUCCGUACUCAGCUUUGGUGAAAAAAUUGAGGUUAUACACAAACUGACCGAUACGUUUACUGAUAAGAGCGGAAUAAAGCUGCUUCAGAAGUUUAAAUUUGACGAAAACAAGACGUUUAUAGCCAAAUUGGUUGAUUUCGCUACAGAAAUGUUUAAUCAAUCGCAGUUGCAGUCCACAGCGCUGAACGCGAAGCUUCUAGUUAUAGUUAGCGAUGGUAGAGGAGUAUUUUCAGAAGGAGAAGUUUUCGUUAAACAAGCUGUAAGAAGAGCCAAGCUGGCCAAUAUUUUUAUGGUAUUUGUUAUUAUCGAUAAUCCGGAAAAUAAGAAUUCCGUUCUGGAUAUUAGAAUGCCCGUUUUUAAAGAUGGAAAAUUGCAUGAGAUACAGAACUAUAUGGAUGUGUUUCCUUUUUCAUUUUAUAUCAUUUUGAGAGACAUUAAUUCAUUACCGAGUGUUUUAAGUGACGCUUUGAGACAAUGGUUUGAGAUUGUUUCAAAUUUAGAUAAGUAAUACAUUUUUUAAUUAG
This is a messenger RNA of Psylliodes chrysocephalus, 9484 nucleotides long. The record is from the annotation of a GenBank genome assembly. NCBI's taxonomy places the organism in Eukaryota, Metazoa, Arthropoda, Insecta, Coleoptera, Chrysomelidae.